CGAGCAAGCGCAGCCGAACCCAAUCCACAGCUCUUUCCAGGCGGGAAGACUCCCCCCACCCCCGACUCUGUACCCCCAGCUGCAACCCACUCGGCCUGCGGGCAUCUGCUGCGCAUCCUGCUCGGGACGUCCGCGCAACCUCGAUGUUCCAGCUGCCCAUCUUGAAUUUCAGCCCCCAGCAAGUGGCCGGGGUAUGCGAGACCCUGGAGGAAAGCGGCGAUGUGGAGCGCCUGGGUCGCUUCCUGUGGUCGCUGCCCGUGGCCCCGGCGGCCUGUGAAGCCCUCAAUAAGAAUGAGUCGGUGCUGCGCGCGAGAGCCAUCGUGGCCUUCCACGGUGGCAACUACCGCGAGCUUUACCAUAUCCUGGAAAAUCAUAAGUUUACUAAGGAAUCGCACGCCAAGCUACAGGCACUGUGGCUUGAAGCGCAUUACCAGGAGGCAGAGAAGCUGCGUGGACGGCCCUUGGGGCCGGUAGAUAAGUACCGGGUAAGGAAGAAGUUCCCGCUGCCGAGGACCAUUUGGGAUGGCGAACAGAAGACGCACUGUUUUAAGGAGCGCACGAGGCACCUGCUUCGCGAGUGGUACCUUCAGGAUCCAUAUCCCAACCCCAGCAAAAAGCGCGAGCUCGCCCAGGCAACUGGACUGACCCCCACGCAGGUGGGCAACUGGUUCAAAAACCGCCGACAAAGAGACCGGGCUGCGGCAGCCAAAAACAGACUCCAGCAGCAGGUUCUGUCGCAGGGCUCCGGGCGGGUGCUACGUUCGGAGGGUGAGGGCACGCCAGAGGUGUUGGGCGUCGCCUCCAGUCCGGCUGCUAGUCUGUCCAGCAAGGCGGCUACUUCGGCCAUCUCCAUCACGUCCAGCGACAGCGAAUGCGACAUCUGAGCUGCCCACUCAUCAGGCUUAGAAACAGAAUCCAGCGUAAAAACGAGAUACACAAAAUAAAAGGAGAGACGAUGAGAACCAGCAAAUAUAGCGCUGGCAGAAGCUCAGUGGCCAGGGACCCGCCGGCCCAAGUGGUCCUGCCUGCUCCACUGCCAGCCGGCUCUAGUAGCGCUCUUCCAUCGCGACACAGAGGCCCGCGGCGAGGCCUGACCCAAUGUCACUUCUCUUCGCUUUGCUUUUUCUGAAGGAUCAGGCUGCGGAGACCUCUUUGGGACAGAACUGUAAGCUGAGCGUCUGCCCUUAAGUCUCCUGUGGGUAUUUCAUGUCUAAAGGACGCUGCUAUAUAUGUAUAACUUUUGCUUUGAAGGUUUUUUUUAAACAAAACAAAACAUAUAUAUGCUGUUUAUUUACUUAUUUAAAAGACUUCCAUGAUAGGUUUCUCUGUAGCUUGGGGAACUUGCUGUUCUAAAUGAGCAAGCUCAAUGCAUUCUGUGUGGAGAAGCCAAAUAAUAAAACAACUUGAUGGGUAACCUUUCUUAA
This is a messenger RNA of Myodes glareolus (Bank vole), 1424 nucleotides long. It is a transcript of the gene Six6, whose product is annotated as SIX homeobox 6. Gene Ontology annotation, cellular component: transcription regulator complex; nucleus. Gene Ontology annotation, molecular function: RNA polymerase II cis-regulatory region sequence-specific DNA binding; DNA-binding transcription factor activity, RNA polymerase II-specific. Lineage: Eukaryota; Metazoa; Chordata; Mammalia; Rodentia; Cricetidae. Gene Ontology annotation, biological process: regulation of transcription by RNA polymerase II; eye development. The record is from RefSeq and is a predicted model, not a curated record.